Molecule: messenger RNA, 8271 nt
Organism: Lampris incognitus (smalleye Pacific opah)
Lineage: Eukaryota; Metazoa; Chordata; Actinopteri; Lampriformes; Lampridae
Gene: dock8
Product: dedicator of cytokinesis 8
Exons: 48
Coding region: 160-6435 (2091 amino acids)
Biological process (GO): positive regulation of GTPase activity; positive regulation of establishment of T cell polarity; small GTPase-mediated signal transduction
Cellular component (GO): cell leading edge
Molecular function (GO): guanyl-nucleotide exchange factor activity
Source: RefSeq, a predicted model, not a curated record
UGUCCGCGUGUCUCUCCCCGGGAUGGCUCAAACACGGAAGUUUACACCCAGAGGAUGAGGAGCGCGGCAGCGGACUAGAAGCGCGGUUGUCGGUAGACGCAGGAGCAACGGCGAAACGCCGCGCUGCGAAACCCCCCCACAACCAACUCCGAACUUCCAAUGGCUUCUCUGGCGAGCGCGGAGCGACGGGCUUUCGCUCUUAAAAUCAACAGACAUUCGUCUGCAGAAAUUAGGCGACACUUCAGUGGGAACCAUGGCUCCUAUCACAGUCGGACCAACUCCAACGCUUCGGCCUCAGUGUGCUUUAUUAUGCCUCAGUCAUAUGAGGCGGUGGAGCCCCUGGACUUUGAGGAGUUCCUGAUGUCCCAGGUGCAAGGCGGAGACUCGGCCCUGAUGCAGGAAAUAGGAGACUUUCCCAACGAUGACCUGAAAGUGGAGGAGGUGGAGAAGGAGUGCCGCACCAUCCGGCACUCCGUCCCCGAGGAUGGAGUGGAGUUGGAUCCCCAUGUGAGAGACUGUGUUCGAAGUUACACCCAGCCAUGGCUUGUGGUCUCCAGAAGGUGCCAGGGGGAUGGCUGGACUGCAUAUUCCGAGCGGGCUGGCCUGCACAAACUCCUUCAAAAACAGACUUUCGAGUCAGACGACCAGCCAGAACAAGAGAUUCCAGCUAAGUCUCCCCCUCUGGCGAGGUUGAGUGAUGACUGUGGCAAGAUACUGACCUCCACUGACUUUGACCUGCGGUGUUUGACCCCCGACCCACGGGUGGAGGGACUGCUGCGCUUCAGAAGUCACGAGGAGUUGGAUUGCUUCAACCAGGAGGCACGGUGGAGAAACCGGCACCCUGAACUCUUUGCUCUGUACCCACCAGCAGAUGAGGAAGAUGCAGUGGAGAUCAGGCCCAUCCCAGACUGUCCCAAAGAGCACAUGGGGGACCGCAUCGUUAUCCGAUGUCAAGCCAUCAAGUUUGAAAUCGAGAUUGAGCCCAUAUUUGCCAGCCUGGCCUUAUAUGACCUGAAAGAGAAAAAGAAGAUAUCUGAGAACUUCUACUGCGAUCUGAACUCGGAGCAGUUUAAAGGUUUCCUCAAGCAUCACACGCCACACGUGGAUCACUCCAGUCUGGCCAGAUCUGGCAUCUUCUCCAUCACCUACCCUUCGCCAGAUAUCUAUCUGGUCAUCAAGAUAGAGAAGGUGCUCCAGCAGGGAGAGAUCGGUGACUGUGCAGAGCCUUACAUGACCAUGAGAGAAAACGACUCGGCAAAGAACAAGGACAAGUUGGAGAAGCUGCGAGGCCAGGCGGAGAUGUUCUGCCAGAGGUUGGGUCGGUACCGCAUGCCCUUUGCCUGGGCCACCGUUAAUAUCAUGGAUGUUAUCAACACUGCCACACUAGACCGUGAUGUCACGGACUCGGACAGCCUUAAAGGAGGUAAAUCUAGCAGUAUGGACAGAAGGGCACCACUUCCCAGGAGGAACUCUGAGCGUUUCAACAACAUAGAUGAUCAACCAUAUAACCUUUCUGUCUUUAAACCUGCUACUAUCACCAUCUCCACAAUCUUCAAACAGGAGGGAGACCGUUUAAGUGAUGAGGAUUUGCUCAAGUUCCUGGGUGAGAUUAGGAAGACCUCCACUGCACAUAGAAGAGUCAAGACCAUAACAGGUACAAUAAAACUGGACAUGACGGCAGCCCAUGACAUGCCACAGGCCUGUCUCUCUACUGAGCUCAUCCCUCUGAAACCAGUGGCUGAAAAAAACAUUCGACCAAUCAAAGAAGUACUGGAGUUUCCCUCCAGUGAGGUCUAUGUCCCGCACAAUAUAUACAGGAACCUGCUGUUUGUCUAUCCGCAUAGGCUAAACUUUGUCAACAGGCUAACAUCAGCACGAAACAUCACCAUCAAAAUCCAGUUCAUGAGCGGCGAGGAUCCCGGCUGCUCGCUGCCUGUUAUUUUUGGGAAAUCCAGUGGACCCGAAUUCGUGCAGGAGGUCUACACACCCAUCGCCUACCAUAAUAAGUCCCCAGACUUUCACGAGGAAGUGAAGCUGAACCCUUCCAGCUCGGCUGACCCAGAGAACCACCUGCUGUUUACCUUCUACCACAUCAGCUGCCAGCAGAAGCAGAACCAGAGCGGCAACUGCGAGACGCUCAUCGGAUAUUCUUGGCUUCCGAUUCUGAAUAACGAGCAGCUGCAGACGGGUCAGUACUGUCUCCCCAUUGUGCUCGACCGACUGCCUGUGAACUACUCACUGCACUCACCUGAGAAAGUCCCUCUCCAGAUUCCCCCAGUCAAGUGGAUGGAAAGUCAUAAAGGGCUGUUUGACCUGGAGAUCCAGGCUGUGUCUUCUGUACACACACAGGACAACCAUUUGGAGCGUUUCUUUACUCUCUGUCACGCCCUGGAGGGUGGUGCGACUUUCCCUCUGCGGGUCAGGGAGGAGAAGAUACCAGAGAACAAGCUGGAGCAUGAGCUGAAGCUCAGCAUCAUUUCCCUGUCGUCCUCCAGGCUAGAGCCUCUGGUCCUCUACCUCCACCUGGUGCUGGAUAAACUCUUCACACUCAUCAUGCAGCCCAUGCUCAUUGCUGGACAGACAGCCAACCUGGCCCAGAUAGCCUUUGAGUCAGUGGUGUCCAUCGUCAACAGUCUCCAUAACAGCCAAGAGCUGACAAGGGACCAGCUGGGCAGGAAUGGCCUCUUGGCAACCUACCUCUACUGGGUGUUUUGUCUGCCCGAAGCCUCCCGAGAGAUCCAAAACACAGGUCCAGGCACUGUGUUAACCUCUGAAAGUCGAUACAGCACUAUGGGCCGGGCUACAGCCACCAACAUUGGCAACAUGCUUUUCCAGUCCAGGAUCCGCAGCAGCAGCAAUCCUGAUAUCCCUGGUCCACAAACCUCUGCUGAGGACACUGAAGUCAAAAACAUCCUUUCUUCUAAGGGUCUUAACAACCCAGGUGUUCGCAUGUCCACCAUCUUGGAUGUGAACAGCCAGAACUCCACGGGAAGCACAAGGCCGUCCAACAGAAAGCAGUUUCAUGAGGAGCUGGCCUUGCAGAUGGUUGUCAGCACCGGGGUCUGCAGAGAGAAUGCAUACAAAUAUGCCUGGUUCUUCUUUGAGCUGCUGGUGAAAAGCAUGGCUCAACACACCGCUCAGCUAGAGAAGCAAAAUGUCCCUCGAAGAGGCCGCUUCUCUGACAGAUUCAAAGACGACAUCACGACCAUUGUUUCUGUGGUCACUGCUGAGAUUGCGACCAUUCUCGUCAAACAGCAAAAGGAGUUAGAGCAAGCGGAAAAGGUCAACAUCAGCCUUGCCUUCUUCCUCUAUGACCUGCUAUCACUCAUGGAUAGAGGCUUUGUUUUCCAGCUGGUGAAAAACUACUGCAACCAGAUGUCAGCCAAGAGUGUGUCCAUGGCGACAACCAUCAGCAUGCGUCUGGAGUUUCUUCGCAUCCUUUGCAGUCAUGAACACUACCUCAACCUCAGCCUGUUCUUCAGCAGCCCUGCCUCCGCCCCCGCCUCCCCAUGCCCAUCCAUUUCCUCACAGAAUUCCAGUUCAUAUAGUUUUCAGGAGCAGCAGAGGAUCUUGGGAUUGUUUGAGUUAUCCCAGGAGUUCAAACAGCAGCACUACCUCACAGGUUUACUGCUCACAGAGCUCAGCGCAGCGCUGGACAUGGAGUCCGAAGGGGGCAAGGUUCAGAGGAGGGCCAUCAAUGCCACCUACAGCCUGCUAUGUGCCCAUGACUUAGACCACCGCUGCAUUAAACCUGAGGUCAAAGCUAAGGUUGCUGCUCUCUACCUACCCCUAGUGGGCAUCAUCAUUGACUCAAUCAACUACCUGGACUUCACAGUCUCUGAUGCUCGUGGUGGGAAAAACAAGACAGGCGGCCCCGAAGACGACCCUGAAAAUGUCCCUCCCAUCAAUCAGUCUGUUGCCAUGGCGAUUGCCGGGAACCCCUUCAGCACCUUGGGAAGGAAUGCCCUCGUUUCCAUGACAUCUAUGCAAGGUAAACCGGUGGCAACUCUUGCAGCAGACACCAGCCGCCACCUGUUGGUGUGUUUGCUUUGGGUGAUGAAGAACACCGAGAGGAGUCUGAUUCAGCGCUGGACUGCAGAUAUGCCCUCCUCUCAGCUCAACAAGCUGCUGGAGCUCCUUACCAUCUGUGUCUCCUGCUUCGAGUACAGGGGGAAGCAGAGCAGUGACAAGGUGAGUAGCCAGGCUUUGCAGAAGUCUCAGCAGGCUAAACUGCAGCUAGAGGAAGCCCUGCUGAGAGGAAUGGGAGCCCGGGGGGAAAUGAUGAAGCGAGUUGGAGGAACGGAUAGGAUUAUGGGUCAGAGAGAGAACCUGCGCUGGAGGAAAGAUCUCACCCAGUGGAGACAGACCAAUGACAAGCAGGACAAAACAAAGGCUGAGUUGGAUCAGGAGGCUCUGAUCAGUGGGAACCUGGCUACAGAGUCCAACCUGAUAGUGCUGGAUCUUCUGGAGACCAUUGUACAGGCAGUUCCACUGGCUGAGUGUAAGGACAGCGUUGUGGGCGGGGUGUUGAGGGUGUUGCUGCACUCUCUCACCUGCAGCCAAAGCAGCACAUUCCUCUCUCACACCUUCAGCACACUCCGAGCAAUUGUUGUCAAGUUUGGGGACCUGUUGUUCGAGGAAGAGGCAGAGCAAUGUGCGGAUUUGUGCCAGAAGGUCCUUCAGUACUGCAGCAGCCCUGUAGAUGAGAACAGGAGCCAGGCCUGCGCUACCCUCUACCUCAUCAUGAGAUACAGCUACAGCAAUGCUAGCAAUUUUUCACGGGUGAAGAUGCAGGUGACCAUGUCUCUGGCCUCUCUGGUGGGCAAGUCCUCGGACUUCCACGAGGAACACCUGCGCCGUUCCCUCCGCACCAUCCUGGCCUACGCUGAGGAAGACGCCGAGAUGCAGAACACUCAGCUGCCCUCCCAGGUGGAUGAGCUCCUGAGGAACCUUAACAGUAUUCUGUCAGACACGGUGAAGAUGAGAGAGUUCCAGGAAGACCCUGAGAUGCUCAUGGAUCUCAUGUACAGGAUUGCGAAGGGCUACCAGACGUCUCCUGACCUGCGUCUGACCUGGCUGCAAAACAUGGCAGAGAAGCACAAUAACAGGAAGUGCUACACUGAGUCAGCCAUGUGUCUGGUCCAUGCAGCCGCCCUGGUGGCUGAGUACCUCAGUAUGCUGGAGGAUCACAAGUACCUGCCCGUGGGCAGUGUCACAUUCCAGAACAUCUCCCCCAAUGUGCUGGAGGAGUCUGCCGUGUCGGAUGACAUCCUGUCCCCGGACGAGGACGGGGUGUGUUCGGGACGCUACUUUACCGAGAGCGGGCUGGUGGGACUGCUCGAGCAGGCCGCGGAGCUCUUCAGCAAUGGGGGUCUCUAUGAGGCAGUGAACGAGGUGUAUAAGAUCAUCGUGCCCAUCCUGGAGGCACACCGAGAUUUCAGAAAGCUGGCCUCCACUCAUGACAAGCUACAGCGAGCCUUCAACAACAUCAUGCAGAAGGGCCACAAAAGAAUGUUUGGAACUUAUUUCCGGGUUGGUUUUUAUGGGGCCAAGUUUGGAGACCUAGAUGAACGUGAAUUUAUUUACAAGGAGCCAGGGAUCACACAUCUGCCUGAGAUCUCUCACAGACUGGAGAACUUCUACAGUCAGUGUUUUGGAGAGGAUGUUUUGGAGAUGAUUAAAGACUCUACACCGGUGGACAGGAAAAAACUCAACCCGAGCAAGGCAUAUAUCCAGAUCACUUACGUGGAGCCCUACUUUGACGACUAUGAGAUGAAAGACCGGCUGACCAACUUUGAGAAAAACUUCAACCUGAGACGCUUCAUGUACACGACGCCGUUCACCAAGAGUGGGCGACCGCGGGGCGAGCUGCACGAGCAGUACAAGAAAAAGACCAUCCUCACCACCAUGCACGCCUUCCCCUACGUCAAAACCCGAAUCAACGUCAUUCAGAAGGAGGAGUUUGAUCUGACUCCUAUCGAGGUGGCCAUCGAGGACAUGCAGAAGAAGACGAGAGAGCUGGCGGUCGCCACACACAGAGAACAACCUGAUGCUAAAAUGUUACAGAUGCUGCUUCAAGGCUCUGUGGGAGCCACUGUUAACCAGGGUCCGCUGGAGGUGGCCCAGGUCUUUCUGAACGAGAUUCCGGCGGACCCGAAGCUUUUCCGUCACCACAACAAACUGCGCCUCUGUUUCAAAGAGUUCAUCAUGAGGUGUGGCGAGGCAGUUGAGAAGAACAAACACCUGAUCACAUUGGAUCAGAAGGAGUACCAGCAGGAGCUGAAGAAGAACUACAACCGUCUGAGAGAGAGCCUGAGGCCCAUGCUGGAAAGGAAGAUCCCUGAGCUCUACAAACCCAUCAUCAAACCACGUCUGGAGAACAGGAAUUCCUUUAAACGGCUGAGUUUCCGCAGAACUCAGGAGGAAAACUCCUGAGAUGCCGCGGCUAAUCUGGGAAGUUUCUGCUGAGAGCCAUGGGGAGGAUGUCAUGCAACGCAGAGAGAGGGAGAGGAGAUAAGAUGAAAGAGGAGAAAUUGGCAAAGGGACAACUGGCGAUACCCCUGCAACACGUCUGCACGGGAAGUGGUGCGCACGUGUCGUCUGAGGACAAACCUAUGAGUUUCAGCAAUCCACCUUUCUAGUCCUCCGUAUGUGUGCCUCUUCUUCUCUGUGUUCCGCGGUUGCAUGUUACAGCACAUGUCAGGACCUAAAAGAGGUCUAAAUCAAAGUGUAGCUUAUUUUGGAAUUUGACUGUACAUUGCUCUCGGUUGUGUUGAUUUUCAAGAUGACUAAAAGUCCUAAUGAUGCUGCAAACAACAUUUUCUGGGUUGGUUAAUAAACGGACAAGACUGAGGUCUCUGAGGCCCUUGCUGACCCAGGGACUGUAGAUGUGCCCAACAGCACCCAGUUUCUCUUGCCCCUGUGCUUGCAUAUGUGUGGAAAUGUUUGCAUGUCAAGUAUCAUGCUUGCAAUGUGUGAGUACAUGUAGUAGAUGGAAAUAUGCAUUUCUUUUUCCUAGUGUACCGAAACCACUUUGUCCUUGAUUAUGAUAAGUGAUUCUUUUGUAUGCUAAAGGGCCUUUGAAUUACACUCUUCAGUGACUGUGCAUGGUGCGUGCCAGGCAGCACAGCAAGAGUUUUGGAUGGAUUCUCUCACCUGUAAUAAUAGAUACAACCUGUUAGCUCUAGAUGACAUGCUUAUUUUUUUAUUUUUAUUUUUGACUUAUUUGACUUAUGUAGAUAGUGGCAGGCGGAGUUUAACUUAUUAAGAGUUAUUUGAAGUGAUUUCAUAGAGGUCUGGUAGCGAUACAGUCAUGGUACAUGACGUAGCUGAGGCUCCAAGUCAUCGUGAGGCUUAUCCUAAAAUCCAAAUUGUGAUGUACAGUAUGUAGGAAAACAAUUACCAAGAGUAUGUUUACAAAAUUAGAAGAAAAUUUUCCUCACAUUUUAUUUUAUAUAAUACUGAAAUAUUAUAUGUUUUUAAAUAAAUUCUAGCAAUAAUAACAAUAUAACGUUAGUACAUUGCAAAGAUUUUGGUCCGAGUACUUGGAGUAUUAUUUUUGGUGUACAUGUUUCAAUAGCCUCCUCUCCUCUGUGUGGAGUUUGCAUGUUCUCCCCGUGUCUGCAUGGAUUUCCUCUCGGGUGCUCCGAUUUCCUCCCACACUUCAGACAUGUAGGUCAGGUGAAUCGACCGUACUAGAUUGUACCUGGGUAUGAGUGUGUGUGUGUGGGUGUGUGAGCCCUGUGUGAUGGCCUGGCGGCCUGUCCAUGGUGUCUCCCCGCCUGCCGCCCAGUGACUGCUGGGAUAGGCUCCAGCGACCAGGAUAAGCAGUUCGGAUAGUGGAUGGACGGACGGCUGUUUCAAUAGCUUCAGUAAUUUUUGUAAAUGGAUCACUUCCUAUACCGACGCCUAGUGCCAAAUUUAAGACUUUCCCUGUGUACUUACAAACCAAGAUACUUAACCACAGGUGCGAUGUUUUUAAGUCACGAUUACGUUUUGCUUUAUUGUGUCAUUUGUGUUAAGUUCAUGUUUUACGAUGCAUUCCAAGAGAGAAAUGGCUUAUACUGGAAAUCAGUGAUCACCAACCUGUUGUACUGUAAAAUGUUUAUUGCUAACAGUGAAUUUUCUUGCUGGCUGUCAGUCAAAAUUGACCACUGGAAACCCUUUUUGUUUGUUUUAUUGUUACGUUCACGUGUUUUUAAAUGUGGAACAUUACGUUCCUUGCCAUGCACAUAUUGUGGCAGUGCACUUGAAUAAAAUUUAAUAUAUUCA